AUGAAUCAAUCAAAAGUGGAAACGAACUCGUCGACCGAUGAAGACCCAGACCAUGAAAAUCUAGUCCGCAGCAAACUGGGCAGUUUGGUUCCUGAGUGUGAUUCGGUCAAAUCCGCUUAUGACGCUUGCUUUCAGGAAUUUUUCCCCAAGUUUCUUCGCGGCUCUACAAAUGAUCCUUGUGGUCCAAAAUUGAAAGCCUAUCAGCAAUGCUUGCGUGGUACAUUGGAAUCAAUGGGCAUUGAUAUGAAAGAGCUGGAUGCGUCACGCGUCGAUGCCGAUGCUAUUGCAGCUGCUCUGAACAAGCGAUGA
Messenger RNA from Echinostoma caproni, 309 nucleotides. NCBI's taxonomy places the organism in Eukaryota, Metazoa, Platyhelminthes, Trematoda, Plagiorchiida, Echinostomatidae. The record is from the annotation of a GenBank genome assembly.